Rotaria socialis is the source of this 876-nucleotide messenger RNA. The record is from the annotation of a GenBank genome assembly. Lineage: Eukaryota; Metazoa; Rotifera; Eurotatoria; Philodinida; Philodinidae.
AUGUAUGGUACUAACAUGGAUAAUAUAAAUAUUUCAUCUCAACUCAUCGAUACAAUGAUUACUUUGGAUAUGGUUACAAAAUCUCAUCAGCAACCACCUAAAUUCGAUUGGUCAGUUGAUUUAAUGGAUUCAAUUUGGUACCAUAUUAGUAGUUAUUUAACAAUAAACGAUAUCCAUCGUUUAACUCGUACGUGUUCUAGUUUAUAUACAAUUUUUGCUAGUCAUGAUUUUUGGUCCUAUCUUAUUCGUAGACAAUUCGGCCAUGCAAUAUGGCAGCGUUCGAUAAAAAAUUCUCUAUUAUUACCUAACGAUCAGAAAAUCGUAGGUUUACCGAGAAGAAAUCCAUGCCAUUCGAAAUUAAUCUAUUUUGAACUAUUGAAACGUAAACGUAUAUCAUUUGCGGAUUUUAAUCAUUUUACUUUUGAUACGAAUCGAAAUUAUACAACAAUUGUUGAGCCUUCUAGUCUAAAUGGUUAUGUACUUUAUAUAAAAGAUUCGAUUGAAACUUGCUAUUCACUUCAUAUUGAAACAAUGUUUGAAAAUAUCCUACCGGGCAAUUAUGAUGUUAUUUGGCGUAUGAAACUCAAUACUCCAUAUAUGUUUGGUGAAACAGAAUUUUUCGCUAGUGCUGAACAAGUCAAUCCUGGCAAAACAGCAUACAUGCGAUGGACACAAGAUGAUUUUCUAUCGAUGUAUAGCUGUUUUUAUUGUGAUAUAGCAAAAACAAAUCUUUGGUUCUAUCAAACAAUUGGUACUGUAGAAAUCAAUGGAAAUAAACCAUGUAAUGUAUUUAUAUCAAUGACUAAUCAUGAUUCGAUACAUGCAAAACAUGGAGUUUAUUUAGAUUAUGUAGAAUUAAAACUUCGCUUGGAAUAG